AUGAAAGAGGGACAGCAUAACACACCUGAUUCACCAAAGUCACCACCCUCAUACAUAACAUCUACAUCAUCCAAUAAUUACACAUCACCGUCAUCCGACUCGUCAUCAGGUCGUUCCUAUCUUCGUCUAAAUAAAUCACCAUUAUUAUCACCAUCAACAUCCAAUCAACUACCACCCAAAUCUCCAGUAUCACCAAGAGCUGCUGAGACAGUAAAACGUAGUUUUUUUCGUUUUAAUUCAACACCAGCGAGUGGUGCAAAUAAUUUAAUAAAUUCAACUCCAUCGACAAAUCCAUACAUUACAAACAUGGGUCAAACGGGUAGUAAUGUUAAACGAAGUCAAAGUGAUAUUCAAACUUUUCUCGAUAAAGAGAAAGAAAAAUUUAUUGAAAAAAUUGAAAAUCCAAUUAAACAAAAUGCUCAUUUAGAUGAUUUUGAAUUACUACGUACGAUUGGUACAGGUUCAUUUGGUCGAGUAUUAUUAGUUACACAUCGACAUAAUGCUGAUGAAAAAGUAGCUUUGAAAAUACUUGAUAAACAAGUUGUUGUUAAAAUGAAACAAAUUGAUCAUACAUUAGCAGAAAAGAAAAUUCUUCAAGCACUAACAUGUCCAUUUAUAGUUAAAUUAUUAUAUACAUUUAAAGAUAAUUCUUAUUUAUAUUUGGGACUUGAAUAUGCACCCGGAGGUGAAAUGUUUACACAUUUACGUGCUUUUGGACGUUAUACAGAAGAUAUGACUAGGUUUUAUGCUGCACAAAUUGUUCUCGCUUUCGAAUAUCUACAUCAUUUGGGUGUGAUCUAUCGAGAUCUUAAACCAGAAAAUUUACUCUUUUCUUCGGAUGGUUAUUUAAAAAUGACUGAUUUCGGUUUUGCUAAACGUGUCAAAGAUAGAACAUGGACAUUAUGUGGAACACCAGAAUAUCUCGCUCCAGAAAUUAUUCUCAGUCGUGGGUACAAUAAGGGUGUUGAUUACUGGGCAUUAGGUGUAUUAAUGUAUGAAAUGAGUGCUGGUUAUCCGCCAUUCUUUGCUGAUCAACCAAUCCAAAUUUAUGAAAAAAUUGUUUCCGGUCGUGUUCGUUUUCCAAAUCAUUUUACUGUUGAUCUUAAAGAUUUACUUAAAAAUCUACUUCAAGUUGAUUUAACACGUCGGUAUGGUAAUUUAAAACCCGGUGUACGAGAUAUAAAAGAACAUCGUUGGUUUAAAGAUAUGGAUUUUAUAUCUAUUUAUGAGAAAACUAUUACAGCACCAUUUAUACCACGAACAGAUCGAGAAAAUUAUGAAACAUAUGAAGAACAACCAUUGACUGUUAGUUCCACCGAACGUUAUCCAAGAGAAUUUACAGAGUUUUAG
Molecule: messenger RNA, 1350 nt
Organism: Adineta steineri
Lineage: Eukaryota; Metazoa; Rotifera; Eurotatoria; Adinetida; Adinetidae
Source: the annotation of a GenBank genome assembly